This is a messenger RNA of Lycium barbarum (goji berry), 1805 nucleotides long. RefSeq lists its product as uncharacterized. The transcript is spliced from 11 exons. The record is from RefSeq and is a predicted model, not a curated record. NCBI's taxonomy places the organism in Eukaryota, Viridiplantae, Streptophyta, Magnoliopsida, Solanales, Solanaceae. Bases 439 to 1665 code for a protein of 408 amino acids.
AAAUUGAGCACUUAGAACAAACAGAAAACAGAUGGAAACAAGAUGACAAAAACAAGCCUACUUCACGGGUCAGAAAUUGGAAAUAACCAGUAAAAAGAACUAAAAAGGAAUAGUCCUUUUUUCACAUGCCAACACUACUGAACUCAAAUAAUUCAUACCCCAAAUUCAACUGUUCCUGUGAAGUAUGUCCCCACAUCCACUAGCCACUUUAAUAUUUGAAUUUUUCAGCACUAUCAUUUAUAACAAGCUUGAUAUGAUAACCUGCUACGACCGAUUAAAUUGCACUGAUAAUCUGACAAAAAUAUUCUAAAGUGUGUAUAUAUAUAUAUACCUUAGAUUCCUAGCAUUUCUUUCACCCCUUCACAAUCCCUUCGCUUAUAGUUUUAUGCAGCUGAAGGGUGUUGAAAUUGAAUUAAUUUUGUCAUUAUAUGUACCAUAAUGUAUUUACUCUCACAUUUUUCUUUUAGUUUGUGUGUGCAAAUUUUGUUGGUUUUGUUGUGGUGCAUUCACCGUUUAGAGUAUGCAAGCGCAGCAACUCCAAAAGUGAAAGUUGGGAAUAUAUCAAAAGUGGAAGAUGCUUCAUAUUUUCGGAUAUACUACGGACAAACCUUCAAGGUUAUUAAGAACACCCUUGAUGGCAAGAGUUAUCUUCUUAUCCAGAACAACACGAGAAUGGCCAGUAGAACAAAAUAUUGCACCUCAAGAAUAAAGUCUUUCGUUAUCCCACUAGCAAAUUACUCUAUCGAGACUGACUACUUUUUUCCAGUUUCCUUUUUCGAGCUACUAGGCCUAUUGGGAAAUUUGAAAGGCAUAACAUCAACAUAUGUGGCCUCUCAAUGCGUCCUAAAACUAUACCAGGAUGGACAAGUAGAGAGCAUUAACAAGAACGACCCUCAACAACUUGCACAGUAUGCAGCUCACUUCAUUGCCAACACCGAUGAAGCUCAGUCCUGCAACUUCGCCACAUUUGUCCCUAUUGGUGAGGAUGCACCUCUCCAGCGCGCAGAGUGGAUAAAAUACUUAGGAGCUUUCGCAAAUAUGGAGAACAGGGCAAACCAAGUCUAUGAUGCAAUUAAGGAGAACUAUUUGUGCUUGAGCAAAGCUGCAACUAGUAGGAAUUCAUUUAAACCCACAGUCUCUUGGAUGGAGUAUAAAGAUGGAGUGUGGUCAUUUACAAGGGAGCCAUACAAAUUAAAGUUUGUAGAGGAUGCUAGUGGAGUCAAUGUUGAUGAUUCCAUCAACAAGGUCACAUACAAUAUGUCUCUUCCUGAUGAUUUGGAAGAGUUUCAUGCCAUUCUGUGUACUGUGGAUGUAGUGAUUGAUGAAACAUAUACCUCAGAUCCAGAGGCUUAUAAUGUCUCCACAUUUCUUGGAAACAUCAAUUUGGAAGAUCAAUCUUGCUUUGCUUUUCUCUCAAAUCAAAGCAUGUGGAGAUAUGAUAAAAGAGUGCAAAAUUCUACAGUGCUUGACUGGUAUGAUGGAGCUGUCUCUCAACCGCAACUGGUCUUAGCAGAUAUUAUUGAAGCUUUAUAUCCUACAGGAAAUUAUAACACUACAUAUUUCAGAAAUAUCGCGAAGGGAGAAGGGAUCAUAAGCAUUGGUCCUGAAAUGUGUGAAAGAGAUAGCUCCAUCCCAAUGGAACCAACAGUUGUAGCUUGCCAGUAGCUAUAUAUUCUUUGUCAUGAUUUUUCGGUUCUUUUUUUCGCAUUUUGGUCUUUUAAUUCUUCAAAUUUAUGGUACGUUUCAGUACUAGAUAUUCUUCAUCAGCUACAGAAAGGAAAUAUUGAAGCCAUUGCCCAUUAUCA